GUCGCACAAACAUCCAACAUGCCUGUCAACUACACUGGGACCUGGGACUUUGUCAGUAAUGACAAUUUUGAAGGAUACAUGGUUUCUCUUGGCAUUGAUUUUGCAACUCGAAAGAUUGCCAAUAUGUUGAAGCCCCAGAAGGUGAUUAAGCAAGAUGGAGACUCUUUCACAAUCCAGACAUUUACUUCUUUCAAAAACUACUCGUGCUCAUUCAAGAUCGGAGAGGAGUUUGAAGAGGUGACCAAAGGGAUGGACAACAGAGUGUGCCAGACUGUGGUCAACUGGGACAACGAUAAGCUGGUGUGUGUUCAGAGAGGAGAAAAAAAGAACAGAGGAUGGACCCACUGGAUUGAGGGAGACCUGCUGCACCUGGAACUCACUUGUGAGAAGCAAGUCUGCAAGCAAAUGUAUAAAAGGACUGCUUAACCGUUUCUACUGUGGAGGCUCUGCACCGGUGUUGAUGCAGAUGAUCGGAUGACACCUUCAGAGCCUGAGAGAGAAGAGAAACUUCAAUAAAAUAUUUACAUGAAUUUGGCUGAACAACAUAAUCAGUCUGUGUUGGCUAUUUCUGUGUGUUAACUAUAAAAGUACCGUAUCACUGAUGUGGACAUGUAAUGAACAGGUAAUGUGGAAAAUAAUUGGUUGAUUUGGGGUG
Molecule: messenger RNA, 655 nt
Organism: Myripristis murdjan (pinecone soldierfish)
Lineage: Eukaryota; Metazoa; Chordata; Actinopteri; Holocentriformes; Holocentridae
Gene: rbp7b
Product: retinol binding protein 7b, cellular
Exons: 4
Coding region: 19-426 (135 amino acids)
Molecular function (GO): lipid binding
Source: RefSeq, a predicted model, not a curated record